AAUCAGGACCAGGAAGUCCACUGCUGCAGGACUUCCUGGUCUCUGUCCAACCAGAGAGCAGAGACACUCCCACUCUCCAUAAAGUGGAGACUCUCCACAUAUUUAACUUUAUGAACAUCUUAUGAUAAACAUGCCAUAGAGAGUUAAAAACAUCUGGAAUAUCUGGUUCUAUUGUAUCAGUUGAAGGAAAAUUUGUUUCUGUUUUCAGGAAUUUAAAGUAUUUAAACUGAGCAGCAAAUGAAGGAGAAACAGGAAAUUUAUCUGAGAUCCAAGAAGAUAGUUGGAUGUUUUCCCUUCCUUCUCUCCUCAUCCCUCCAUCCCUCCUCAGCUGUAAAUCCAGAUCUUCUCCUUCGGCUGCAGCGGUUCCCUGAAUCUCCUCAGAUUCCUCUGAUUUUUUCCUGAUUUUCUGCAGAAGAAGAAACUCCGGCUCUGUUCUGCCGCUUCGUCUCUAAGUUGUGUGUAAAUCUGAGGCGGAGUUUGGAUCCGGACCAGAACUUCCUCCUCCUUUCUCUAAGUGGUUUUCAGAGAAGCGUGUUUAAAGUUCCUGAAAGCAUCGCCGUUAUCUGCUGCAUUUCAUCACAUCCUGGAGCGCUGCCUCCUCCUCCUCCUCUUCGUCGCCUCUGACCUCAGACUGAGGAGAGGAAGCUGCGGUUGUUCUGAUCGUCACUGUGAGUGCUGCUGCUCUGCGCUCCACACCCGACCCAGAGGCUCCGGCGCUCUGCAGCAUGGCCUCUUCACUCGCCCUCCUCUUCCUCGGCCUGCUGGGCUCCACGUGCGCUCUUCCUCCUCCUCGGAUCUCCUUCCUGCUCAACUCACCAGAAAGACCUUUGGUUCACUUCAGCCUCACUGAUGUCAGCAACACCACCACACUGUUGCUUAGCAACGACAGCUCCACCCUUUACGUUGGAGCUAGAAAUGCCAUCCUCUUAUUGAACGUCAGCCGGAGUGAUGUCAUCAGCCUGAGGAGUAAGGUGACAUGGAGUCCGUCCCAGACCGACACAAGAGACUGUGUGAACAAAGGGCAGGACCCGGAGGGCGACUGUCAAAACUUUGUCCAUGUUGUUCAGCGAGUGAACUCCACCCACCUGUACGUCUGCGGCAGCAACGCCUACAACCCUCAGCAAGCCUUCAUCGACAUGGAGCUGUCGGUGGUCCAGCAGGACAAAGCUAGAGGGCGCUGUCCGUUCAGUCCUUUUGAACGGAGCGCUGCAGUCAUCAUUGACCAGGAACUCUUUGCUGCCACAACCACCGACUUCCAGGGAAAAAAACCACAAAUUUCUCGAUUCCUCAGCAAAGAUGGCCGCCCAGACAUCAGCCUAGACUCCAUCAGUUUACUUCAGGAGCCAAGAUUUGUGAGCGUGUCGUUGGACCCGGCAGGACAGAAACUCUACUUCUUUUUUUCUGAAAUCGAGAAGGAGUUCAGCUUCGUCGACAAGCUUCAGAUUCCCAGAGUGGCUCAAGUCUGCAAGGACGACGUUGGAGGACAGAGGAUUUUGCAGAAGAAGUGGACAUCCUUUGCCAAGUCUGCCCUGCUCUGCCAGCCUCCACAACAGUUUCCCUUCAACAUCCUGGAGGACAUGUUCGCCCUACAGCCACCAGAGGGCGCCGACGCCUCAGAAACACUGUUUUAUGGCGUCUUCACCUCCCAGUGGUCCCGGCGGCCUGAGUCUGCAGUUUGCACCUUUAAGCUGAAGGGCAUCCGAGACGUGUUUGCUGGAACCUUUAAGACCCUGGAGAAGGAAACGUAUCAACUGAAACGCACAGCGGGACGAAAAUACCUGGGACAGUGCGGCCUCUCAAACUCCUCCGACUCUGAGCUUUCGGAGGUGAGGAUGAGCUACCUGACCAGCAGCAACGUGCAACCAGUUGGACCGGUUCUGGUUUUUCCUGAGCAGAAAUACAGUCGUGUGGUCGUAAUGAAGACAACGGCGGCCAACAGCCAACAGUACGACGUCCUGUUUCUCCUCACCGAGUCCGGGUUCCUCCACAAGGCGGUUCCUUCGGAUCAGGGCCUUCGAGUCGUUGAGGAGAUCCAAGUGUUCAGGGAACCUCAGCGGGUCAAAAGCAUGAUCCUGUCUUCCUCCAAGGGACUCGUGUAUGUGGGAACGUCUGAGGGGGUGACGGCGGUACCGGUGGCCCGGUGUCUGAGCUACCGGAGCUGCAGGCAAUGCAUCCUGGCCAGGGAUCCGCUGUGUGGCUGGAGUCCGACCCGCAGAACCUGCACGGGUCUGGAUGGCGCCGAUGACGACAUAGUUCAAACCCUGGAGGUCGUCACGGGGGACGAGUGUCAGCCGGCAGAGCAGAUCCUGCAGCACAAAGAAGUUUUUGUCCAGCUGGGCCAAGUUGUGACGCUUCAGUGUAUGAAGCCGUCUAACCUCGCCGCGCUGACCUGGACCUCCACCGACGCCGCGGAUCUAUCGAACCAGACCUUCAUCCAGGCGGCAGACGGCAGCCUCCGCUUCCUGGCCUCUGCCGGGACCUUCGGGAGCUACCAGUGCCAGGCGGUGGAAGGCGGAGUCAGGGAGGUGGUGGCGAGCUACGCCGUCCGGUCAGCGUUCGGUCCUCGGCAUCUGUCGAAGGUCAACCAGGAUCCGGCGUCCCCGGGCCCGGAGGAGAGGUCUGUUGGGACCGAGGAGCCGACUGUGAUCCCAGCUUCAGGCGCAGCACAGAAUGAAACCUUCAUCACCACCGGUUCCGACCCAGAGGAGCGCGUGACUCAGGCUAAAGGCGAUGCGUUCUCCGUCCAGGAAAUAGUCCCGACCUCCAGGAAGGACAGCCGGUCCAUGACGAACCCGGCUGAAGAGGUACCGACCCAGAGGAGCUACCACAGCGAGCUGGUGGUGGUGUCCCUGCUGCUGGCCGCCUGUGUUCUGAUCCUGGUGCUCGGCGCCGUCCGCGUCUGGAGGUGGCAGCGCGCCGGCUCCGGGUCCGACCGGCUGCCGUCCGCAGACGACGGAACCAGAACAAACGCGUCCUUGGAGAUCCACUCACUGAGCGGCCCGGAGGACGCGGGUCCGGACCAGACCAUCAUCCUGUGACGGAGGCCUGGACGGGUCCGGACCAGACCAUCAUGGAGUCCAGUGGCGGGUCCGGCUCCAGCGUCAGCUUCGUUCAGGCUGAAACUUUUGCUCUGAUCCCAGCAGUUCUGACCCGUUUUCAUUCACCUUUAGGUCCAGUAGGUUCUGUUCCCAAUGACUCGGUGUGAAGUCCAGAACCACAAAUCCUUCAGCGUUCAGAUUGUUUCAGUUUAAAGGUCCAGACAUGUUGCGUCAUUUCACAGCACAAUCCCUACCUAACCCUAACAGUUACCUCCAGUUAUAAAACUGUUACCUACACAAAUAUCAAGUAUGACUUAAAAGAAAUGAGACUUUCUGAUUUAACUCCUUCAAAUUGGGUCUCUGCCUCUUUAAGAAGCUCCGACUCUUCCUGAAGCUCCGCCUCCAGGAAGUUGUCCCAACAUGGCUUCUCUAUUA
Molecule: messenger RNA, 3473 nt
Organism: Poecilia latipinna (sailfin molly)
Lineage: Eukaryota; Metazoa; Chordata; Actinopteri; Cyprinodontiformes; Poeciliidae
Product: semaphorin-4B-like
Exons: 14
Coding region: 726-3038 (770 amino acids)
Biological process (GO): semaphorin-plexin signaling pathway; axon guidance; positive regulation of cell migration
Cellular component (GO): plasma membrane
Molecular function (GO): chemorepellent activity; semaphorin receptor binding
Source: RefSeq, a predicted model, not a curated record